Athalia rosae (coleseed sawfly) is the source of this 2926-nucleotide messenger RNA. RefSeq names its product cilia- and flagella-associated protein 45-like. NCBI's taxonomy places the organism in Eukaryota, Metazoa, Arthropoda, Insecta, Hymenoptera, Athaliidae. The record is from RefSeq and is a predicted model, not a curated record. Bases 1258 to 2862 code for a protein of 534 amino acids. The transcript has 6 exons.
UUACUACUCCUAUAUCGUUUUCUUUUUCCCUCUUUUUUUUUUUUUUGUCACUAAUGCGUGCCUCUUUCUCUCCCUCUUGCUCGAUUUUACUGCCCCUCCCUAAGUUCGCGUACACGUAUCUACAUAUGUCAUAUCUGACAAUGAGUACGAUACUCCAAGGGUGUUGGUCUUGAGUGGGUUUGGUAUCGUUCAUUAGCUCGCAAUCAACAGUAGCUAUAUUCAAAUGCGAUUGACUAUUGCGGUGUUACAACUGUCGAUGUGUAGAUUUGUAAUAACGUUGCAAUUUCAUACAUUGUAGUAUGAUAGGACGGGUACAUACAAUGUAGCGUUCGACGUUUAUCUUCAACCCUGUUCUAUUUGGAGUUGAAUUACCGUAGUCUCGACCGUGGGCCGAGUGAAAUGAGGACGUUUACGUACCUGCAAUUAAACCUAAUCUCUUAUUUUGCAGAUAAAUUGAAGGACGAGUUUUUAACUUUAUCAUAAUCUCACAAACCAAAUGAAACUAAUAUAAGUGCGCGCUACGUGCUCUGCCAUAUUUUGUUCAUUAAUACGAUAUGUCGCGCACGUUGUCCAAAGUCACUUCUACGAAACCUAAUACCUAGAAUUGUUGAUCUCCAUUUUACCACGUAUUAAUUGCGCGUCAAACAGCGAUAACAGAUGCAGUACUCAUGGAAUUGUUAUGGUUUCACAUACUCCCACACCUAGCCUUGAUCAUUCAAAUCAUCACAUAUCAAAUGACCGAUUACGGAAUUUUGAUUCUUCGAGUUCGGCAUCUCCUUGUAGCUCCUGUAACGUUGCCCAUAAUUCUAUUGCCUCGGGUUAUCCCUAAUUGAAACCAUCUGAAACAUGUCUUCUCCCCUAUCAGAAAUGUUACAUAUUCAUAGAUCUGCAUCGCCCUAAAAUUUCUGUCACUCAUGCAAACGGAUCGUAACACGAUUACGUUAUCCCUAAGCCACGAUACGAUAUAUUCGAGGAUCUGUUCUGUUGAUCGGUCGGCGUGGAUACCUGACCAUAACGGAGGGUGGAAAUGUAAAACAUAAAAGCGUUCGUCUUCUAUCCUCCCCCGUUUGCGUCGCCGUUCAUAUCGAACAAACAACAUGAGAAUGAAACAUUUCCUCCAGUUUUCUUACACCACAGCACAUACGGUCAUGGAGCUGUUUGUCCCUCCUACGAAUUAAUUUCAAAGGAUAUAUAAUAAAGUUCUGAUUCGUCCGCGGAUUAUCGUGUUGCUUCCGUAGUUCGCGGAUAACUUGAAAAAUGCCGAAGGAAAUAAAACCCACAGUGAUCGUUAGAGAGGCUAUUCAAUUACCCGCGAACCCUCAAUUCCCGCCCGGAGUUUACACCAGACAUCCACCUACCAAAUGUGAUCAACUGCUCGACGGCAGGCCCAUACAUCUGCGAAAAAAUCGUGCUUUCGACGGCAAGGAAGAUCAGAAAUUGCAUAGGAUGGGUCGUCGGAACGGAGCUGACGGUACCCAGGGGGAGUAUUUGAUACCGUCGAAAGAGCCGUCGGUAUAUCCGAAGAUCAUAAGUCGUAAGGAGUACGACUAUUUCCGAGAGAAGAGUCAUAUAGUUACAAAGGAAGAACGGAGGGCGAUGAUCGACGCCGCGGAAAAAGAAAAGGAUCGAUUGCUCAAAGAGAGCAUGGCGCGAAAAGAGGAAAUUCGUCGAAUGGACAUGAGGAAGGGACCGAAGGGCCAGAAACUGAACGAUGUUGAAGCAGACGCUAGAAAAAGAACCAUGCACCUUCUCGAGAGAGCUUUUAAUCUGAAAUUGGAGCAAGAAGAAGAAAUACAAAAAUGCAACAGGCUUAUUUUAGAGACAAAAUGUCGGGCGAUUCGAGACGCUCAGAUAUCCGAGAAGAAAUUGAUCGAGAAAGAGAUAGCGGAAGAAGAAGAACGUCUCAAUCAAAUGGCGGAGAACGAACGACGUUUGGGGAUUCAGGAAGAGGAGAAAAAAGAACAAGAGGAAAAAAGGAGACGAAUGAAAACGGCGCAGGCAUUGAAAGAGCAAAUCGAAGAAGCGGAGUCCCAGAGAAUCAUGGAGUUUGAGAGGAAACAGGAGGAGAGUCGGUUGAUUAAUCUUAGUAAUAUCGCCUGGCAGCAAGAAGAAAUGUUACACCAACAGAUGAAGGAGGCUGAGAACGCUAGGAUAAGAAGGGAUUUGGCCGAGGGCAACGAGCAGCUGAGGCAUUUCAAGGAUAUGGAGAGAGAGGAGAAUAGGAUCAUCGAUCUGAGGAUACAGGAAUCGAAACGACAAUUGGAGGAAAGAGCAGCCCAGAUCGCCGAAGAAAAUCGAUUGAUAAAUAAGCGAAAAGAGCGCGAAAGGCAAAGGGUUGCCGAGCAGUCGGAAUUAGCGCAACAUGUCCAGGCCACGAUCGAUGAGCUAAAUGCAGCGCGGAUCCAGGAAGAAGUCGAACGUGAAUGGCGUCGGAAGGAAAAGGAAGAGGUAAUAAGGCGAAUGGAAGAGCAGCGUCGAAUGAAGGAAUCGAGAGACGAGCAGAUCAACAACAAACGGAUAAUGCAGGCGAUGGAAAUCGAAAGAGAUAAGCGCGAUUUUCAGCGGGUUUUGAUCGUGCAGAAGGAAGCGUUGUGUCGUGAAAAGAAAGAACGGGAGCGACGACACCACGAAGCGAUGCUUCAUCGCAGUGCAAUUUUGAAACAGGUGAACGAGAAGGAAAGGGAAAGGAUUCUGGCCCGGCAGAAGAUGUUUGAAGAAGGUCUCGCGAUUAGGACGCAGAAUGAAAUGCGGGUCCAGAAGCUACGAGACGCGAUGCAUCGUAAGUGCAACGAAAUGCGAGAAAAUAAUGUGCCGGAGUAUUACGUCAAUGAAGUUAAGCGAAUGAUCGAAACUAUCAAGUAGCUUGCAAGUUAUCCAUCUAUUUUGGUAAUCUCAGAAAGAAUUUUCAAAUAAAUUUUAACUACAU